AAAACGUACAAUAAUUGUAUUGAGUUCUGCCUAGCUUCACAAACCACUACUUUUUGUCUCAAAAAAUCCUUUAGCCAAUCAAAAACCACCAUGGCAGAGGUAGAUCCAGCCUUCAUUCAAGCCCUGGAACACAGGCCAAACCUCACAAUUAUGGAAGCACAAGGAAUACCCCUAAUCGACCUCUCCACAACAAACUCUUCUGAUCUCGUUGAGAAAGUUGGAAAUGCAUGCAAAGAUUGGGGUUUUUUCCAGGUUAUUAAUCAUGGAGUGCCGUUGGAGAAACGAGAAAAGAUAUUUGAUGCAUCGGCUAGAUUUUUUGCUCAGCCUCUAGAAGAGAAAAACAAGGUCAGGAGAGACGCCAAGAAAGUGUUGGGAUAUUUUGAUGCUGAGCAUACAAAGAACGUUAGAGACUGGAAAGAGUUUUUUGACUUUAAUGUACAGAAUCCAACUACUGUUCCUUCUUCACAUGAACCCAAUGAUACUGGAGUUAUUGAAUGGUACAAUCAUUGGCCUGAGUUCCCACCUGAACUAAGGGAAGUGUGCGAAGAAUAUGCUAAAGAAAUGGAAAAGUUAGCUUUCAAGUUAAUGGAGCUAGUUUCCCUGAGUCUAGGCCUGAAGCCAGAUAGAUUUCGUGAUUUCUUCAAAGAGCAAACCACCUUCGUUAGACUCAACCACUAUCCACCUUGCCCAGCUCCUCACCUAGCUCUCGGUGUUGGUAGACACAAGGAUGAUGGCGCCUUGACCAUUCUUGCACAAGAUGAUGUUGGAGGACUCGAAGUCAAGAGAAAAUCUGAUGGAGAGUGGAUUUGGAUCAAGCCAACUCCAAAUUCUUACAUUAUCAACGUCGGUGAAAUUAUUCAGGUAUGGAGCAAUGAAGCUUAUGAGAGUGUAGAGCAUAGAGUGAAAUUGAAUCCUGACAGAGAAAGAUUUUCUGUUCCAUACUUCUUCAAUCCAGCGCACUCCACUGUGGUACAGCCCUUAGAUGAGAUCGUAAAUGCGCAAAACCCUGCCAAAUAUAGGCCUCACAACUGGGGCAAAUUUAUCGUCACCAGAAAGCUCAGUGAUUUCAAAAAACUUAAUGUUCAGAAUAUUCAAAUCGAUCACUUCAAGAUAUGAUAUCAGAAUUAGCAGAUAAAGUAGAGGAUGCAAUAAGGUUCUCCCUACAAAUUGAUCUUUAUCCUCUGUAUGUAUAAAUAAAAAUAUGGAGUACUGUUAAGACUGUUGGGGAUAUAUAUAGUAUGUCAUCUCCAAGACCUUGUUUGAAUAUUUGCUAUAAAUAAAUAAAUAAAUAAAUAUGCAAU
Messenger RNA from Jatropha curcas, 1301 nucleotides. Its product is annotated as protein LATERAL BRANCHING OXIDOREDUCTASE 1. The record is from RefSeq and is a predicted model, not a curated record. Lineage: Eukaryota; Viridiplantae; Streptophyta; Magnoliopsida; Malpighiales; Euphorbiaceae.